Messenger RNA from Penicillium psychrosexuale, 1095 nucleotides. RefSeq lists its product as uncharacterized. Gene Ontology annotation, biological process: transmembrane transport. Bases 1 to 1095 code for a protein of 364 amino acids. Lineage: Eukaryota; Fungi; Ascomycota; Eurotiomycetes; Eurotiales; Aspergillaceae. Gene Ontology annotation, molecular function: transmembrane transporter activity. The transcript has 7 exons. Gene Ontology annotation, cellular component: membrane. The record is from RefSeq and is a predicted model, not a curated record.
AUGUCUGACCUGAAACCCAAGGCCGGGAGAUUGUCCCCUCUGGGACUUUUCAAGGAAGUAUUUAAUUGGUACCCAUCUUCAUAUCCUGCCGAGGAGAGAAAAUUAUUAUUCAAGUUGGACUUGUCCAUUCUGAUAUUUGCUUGUCUCUGCUUCUUUGUCAAGUAUCUGGACCAGACAAACAUUAGCAAUGCAUAUGUUAGUGGUUUGAAAGAGGACUUCGGUCUGUACGGCAAUGAGCUCAACUACUUCAAUGUCUGCUACUUUUGUUCGUAUGUGCUAUUCCAGAUUCCUGGACUACUGCUCAUGUCACGCCCAAAGUUGGCUCGCUGGUUGUUACCUACACUCGAAGUCCUCUGGGGUAUUUGCACAUUUGCCCAAAGCCGUGUCACGAACGUACACCAGCUCUAUGCCCUUCGUUUCUUGGUUGGAAUGCUAGAAGCACCUGUCUUUGCUGGAACGCAUUUCAUUCUCGGCUCAUGGUACACAGGUCCCGAACUGUUCAAACGAGCCGGAACAUGGUUCAUCUGCAACCCGCUCGGUACUAUGGUUAGUGGAUACCUUCAGGCAGCGGCUUAUACCAACCUCUCUGGUGUUGGGGGUAUGCCAGGGUGGAGGUGGCUGUUCGUAAUUGACGGCAUAUUUACCAUCCCCGUGGCCUUGCUCGGAUUCCUUAUCUUUCCCGGUAUUCCGGGCUCGCCUAAGCCAUUCUAUCUGACGGACCGUGAUAUUGAAUUGGCCAAGGAGAGAACUAAGAGAGCCAAGAUUCGCCAGCCUGGCAAAAUGAGUCUCGACGUCUUUAAGAGAACCUUUAAGAGAUGGCACAUUUGGGUCUUUAUCACUUGCUACGCAUGCAUGAUCAUCUGCUCCUAUCCAAGCAGCUAUAUGAGCCUAUGGCUCAAACAAGAGGGAUACUCAGUGACUCAAAUCAACCAGCUGCCGACUGUUACUUACGCGAUUAACAUCGUGGCCUCAUGGCUAGGAACAACAUUAGCUGCGAUUUAUCCGGAAUGGAUCAUUUACACCAUUGCAUCGGCAUGCUGUCUAUUCUCAACAUUAUGCAUGAUAGUUUGGAACAUCCCUACAGGCCUGAAGUAA